Ichthyophthirius multifiliis is the source of this 488-nucleotide messenger RNA. RefSeq lists its product as hypothetical. NCBI's taxonomy places the organism in Eukaryota, Ciliophora, Oligohymenophorea, Hymenostomatida. The annotation marks the transcript as partial. The record is from RefSeq and is a predicted model, not a curated record. The transcript has a single exon.
UUUUUAUUGAUUAACAAAAAAAUACUUUUAAAAAUAAAAACAAACAAUAUUAUUUUAAUAUAAACCAAAAAUUAAUUUUCUUUACUUAAUUGUUAUAAUAAGUUAAUUAGUUAAAUUUAAUCAAGAAAUUUCUUUUUAAAUAUAUUCACAAAAUUAUGAAAUAUUAUAUUUUAAAUUACUAUCAAGGGUUUUAUCACUAUCUUAUUUAAAACUUGAUUAAAGAUUUCUUCUUUUAAUUAUUGGAGAUUGACAAAUUUGGAGAGAAUUUUAUCUUAUAAUUUUUUAAUCACUAUUAAGUUAAUUUUGUAAUUAAUCAUAUGUAUCUUUUCGCUUUUUACUAUAAAAAUCAUCAUGCUUUUAUGGUAAAGUAAUGAAUAUAUUUUUUGAAUCAAGCCAUUCAUGUAUUUUGAUUUCCAAAUCAUUAGUAGAGUCAAUUAAUAAUGUGUCAAAAUCAAAUAUAUUUUGUUAAUUAUUAUCUGAAAAUGCUU